AUAUUUGAUUCAUCAAGCCCUGGUCUUGAAAGAAACGGCUCGGAUAACGAUCUGGUGGUAGAGAGCAGCAAGGGAAGCUCCAAUGAAGGGUCCGACCCAAAAGAUCCAGUGGUCAUCCCAAGCCUCGGCCUUGUUAUAGAUGAUGGCUGCUCCAAGGCUUCGGGCUGGGUUUAUGCCUGUUCCGGUGAUCGGGAUGGUUGCCAAAUGAACCAAGAACACUGCAAAUCCUAUUGGAAGUGGCGCCAAUAUCGGAACAUGGGAGUCCCUCGCGUUUCUCUUAGCAUCGGUGGCGGAGAAGACGGUGUAGACCAGGACAAAAGUGCCGACGAUCUCCGCGCCGAGCCCAGCGCCCUUGCUGUAACCCGAGCUCAACAUGUUCGCGCCGCCUUUGUUGAGCUCGUACGGCCCCUUC
Cuscuta epithymum is the source of this 412-nucleotide messenger RNA. The record is from the annotation of a GenBank genome assembly. NCBI's taxonomy places the organism in Eukaryota, Viridiplantae, Streptophyta, Magnoliopsida, Solanales, Convolvulaceae.